Molecule: messenger RNA, 4645 nt
Organism: Gavia stellata (red-throated loon)
Lineage: Eukaryota; Metazoa; Chordata; Aves; Gaviiformes; Gaviidae
Product: maestro heat-like repeat-containing protein family member 2B
Exons: 27
Cellular component (GO): cytoplasm
Source: RefSeq, a predicted model, not a curated record
AGCGAGCUUGCCAGAACUGACUGAUCCUGCCACCCAAGACGGUCUUGAAUCGCUCCACUCCAUCCAUUUCUGCUCUUCCAGUAAAAGGCUCCAGCACCUGCUCACAGCUGCAAUGAGAGAGGAUCAGCAGCUACCCCACAAGCCAGGACAGGAGUGUGCAAGUGCAGACCCGUUGUAAAACAAAGAGUGGGACUCAGAAGAAAGACUCCACUGAGAGGCCACUAACAGUCAAAAGCUCAAGAGCAGCAAAAGGCAGGACUUCUACCACCGUGUACAUGGGUUGAGGCAGGACACAGGGAGUACACAGACCCUUCACAGCAUCUAUCAUCAUGCAAGGGACUUUGAUACCAACAGCUCUUGCCGGGAGCAGCAUCCUCUCUUUUGUACCCAGCGGUGUUUUGCACCCAAACUAAGGAGCAAAGAAAGUUGCAAUCAAUGUCUGAGACCAGGCCAGCUCUGAAGAAGAGGGUGAUGGGAAUGCCUCGUGACUGAGGGCGCUCUGAGGAAUAACCAUGAGAAAACACUUGCUCCAGAACCUUGUCCAAACAUCUAUGUGACCCUUCUUUCUGAUGGGGCAGAGGAGUGACAAGAAAGGGAAAGAUGCAUCUGAAACCACACACUGCCAGCAAGAGAAAGGCUUUCGGUGAAACUUAAGGCCCCAAGAGCCACCAAAGGAACGUGAGGACUUGGGAGGCCACAGAGACUCCGUUUACCCAAGGAGAGCGGGGAAUGGCACAGACAGGGACAAGGAAGUGCCCCAGCUCAUUCAGAGGGAAGGGAAGAAAGGUGUCCACUGCACAGGAGUGUAAAAUAAUAAAAAUAAAAAAACCCCACAGAUGCAGAGAAAGACAAAGAGGAAAAAAUACGGAAGCGCAUCAAGCCCUCAGAGAUAAGUUAAGAGGCACGAUCAGAGAGAAGCAAAAUAAGCCGUGCAACAGGGCAGAGCAGCUGAAGUCUCACAGGCGUGGACAAACAGAAGGAAAGUAUUUUGUAAGUCCCAGAAAAAGUGUAUGAUGGUGGUGGUACCAGGAAACGUACAGUAGGGGAAAAAGCAAAACAAGCAAUGUGACGAUAACAAGGAUUUACUAGAGAGCAGGAAACUUCCACCACCAUUUUCCCUCCCCAUUCCAGCAACUGUCCCGAGAUAUCUGGGCACACGUCACGCGGCCGGAGCUGUGGCUGUGUGAAGUUGUCUCCGGACACCGGACAAGGCUUUCACCUGGUCGUGCAUAAAAGCCUUGAGGCAUCAGAUGGUCUCCUGCCUGCCCUGUGUACCAUAUAAACUGUGAGGAAGCAAAUCAGUAAGCUGCCAAACUUUUGGAAGAAGACACUUCCCCUGUCUCCUCCAGAGCUCUCCGACUAGGCUAUGAUGAGAACUUCAGCACCAACAGUCACAGUGAGAUUCCACCUCAAUUGGCUCUUACCUCCAGAAGACAGCAGAAAAGGUUGUUGAUGCAGGAAACCACCAGACUCAAUUCCAAUGCAGCCAAGAUUCACACUGCGAUCAGUUGCCCCCCCUACUCACAGGAAUCCCUCAGCUCAGUCUCCAGCACACACAGCCCCAUCUCCAUCUCAGAAGAGAUCUUUAAGCCCCCAAACAAACCACUGCCUCAUCCCCACAUGAGCGACCUGCCCUGAUCCUCGUUCCUUUUCCCUCCCUCCCUGGCUGUACCACACUGAACCGGUAUUUCUUUCCCUCCUCACAUAACCAUAUCCAAACACAGUAAUAAUCCUGCAUAGGAAAACCGUCUGCAGUGCCCAGGGACUGCUCUUCCCCAGUUGCAGCACAGUGCACCACAGUGUCAUGGUGUCAUCACUGAUGUAGUGCUGCACACUAUACAACAAUCAGCAGAAAGCACAGGAGGUCCACCUUUCUCCAGGAGCGGUCCGGGUCCUGGAAAGGCUGGAGCCGCAUCAAGCAGGCUGGGACAUAUUCAAGCACGUCACUGAGACCAACAGGCAGCAGCAAGAGCUGCAGAGGCAGCCGCCCUGGAGGAGGACCCAGAGAGAGCAGUGCGUCCAUCUGGGGGAUCCUGCUGCCCUGAGGAGGAUGAGAGCACUCAGAGCUCUCUGCCCGUGCUUUGGUUCUCAGUCCAGACCUGCACAUCCUGAGGAUGGAGGCAGGGCAAAGAAGGCUGUCCCUGAAGCCGUCACUACCUUUGUGGCUAGUGGGGCUUCUCUGCUAAAGCGGCUGCAAGACCAUGAGGGUGACCGAGUGGAGACAUACCGGGAGCUGGAGAGCUUCUUGCAAGGAGACGAUGGCAGUUUGCAGAGCGGUGUCGUGAACCGCCUGAUAGCAGAGGUGUCCAGUGACAUGCGAGCAGCCCAGGGUGUGACAGAUGAUGUGAAGAUGGCUGCUAGCGACGUCCUGGUGGCUCUGGCCCGCUCCCGCUUCCACUUUGUCAUGUCUGAGCUCCAGAGCCACCUGAAGGCCAUGGGGAAGGUCCCUGAUGAGACUGUGCUCCUCACCUUGGGCAAAAUGGCCCGCAGCUACGCCCUGCGGUGCAUCCCCUUCGUGGGAAUGACGCUGCUUGCCCUGCGUGCCAUGCUGAGCCGGGUGGGGAGCGGCCGGAUCCUGCGCGCCGUCUGCAGUGUUCUGGAGCAAUGGUCAAAAGGGGUCAAUACAUACUUCGGCAGCCGGGAGCAAUGCCCCUUCCCUCGCAACGGGGAAGCGCAGCUCUGUGAAGACAUUUACCCAGUCUUCCGUUACGCGCUGGUAAAUUGGCUGGGCUGCGAGGAAGAAGAGGACAAGCAGGCUGUGCUCAGGGCGGUGGCUGCCAUGAUGGAGGUCCUGCUGCGUGAGGAGCAGCACCGCGAGCAUGCCUGGGAGCAGCUCCUCUGGCUGCUGCACCAAUCUCAGGAGGUCCGAGACACCUCCCGGGUCAACAAGCUCCCUGACGUGACCAAAGAGCCUGGCCUGGCCCCUAAGGCAGAACUUCCCCGCUGCAUCGCGCUGCAGGCACGAAUAUGCCCUGAGGAGACGGGCAUGUUUCUGCACUCCCCGGAGAGCGGUGGGAGCAAGGCCGGUCGCGUGGCAGCCCUGGGCCUGCUGGGAGCGCUGGCCCACUCUGACGCACCUGCAGUGAGAGAGAAGCUGCCCCAGGUGAUGGAGGCCAUGGGGUCAGUGUGCAACGACCCCAGUGCCCAGGUGCGGAGGGCAGUUCUGGAGUUCAUCCGGGAGCUGCUCAGCUCCGGCUCCCAGAGCUGCUGGGCAUGGGAUGUGGUGGGGCACAUCUUCAGCGAGUUCAGCCGGACCUCAGGCAGACUGGUGGCAGGAGGCCUUUUUGCCUGGGUAACACCGGAGGAAGGAGCUCUUCGAGCCCUGUGUGUGGAUAUCCUGGGCUCGCUGGACGUCUCUCUGAGAGGGAUGACCAAACUCCUGUGGCCGAGGCUGCUGCAGUACGUAGUGCCAGCCCAGUACAGCGGCAUGCUGAUCCCGCUCUCCCGCUGUCUCCGAGCCCUAGUUGAGAGACGGGAGAGCGCAGGGUGUGAAGAAGACGAGGAGGAGCCUGACGCCGUGGACUCCCAGGAGCGAGCCCGGCUGCCGGCUCCCCAGGCCCUGCUGGCUCGACUGCUGGUGGUGGCAGCAGCUCCUCACAAGAGCGGCGAACGUGCAGUCGCUGCCUUGCAGCUGCUGCAGGCCCUGCAUGGCAGGAUACACCGAGCCUUGGGGGUGGUGUGGACUACCGAGAUCCCCCUCCUGCUGCAGUACUUGGAAGGGAAAACCAAGAGGUCCCUGGACUCUGCAGAGUGGGAGCAUCGUGUGCUCAAGUUCCUGCGAGCGUCGCUGGAGCCCAUCGAGGACAGGGCCUGGACCAUGGGCCUGAGCCAGGAGCUGAGCCAGCAGCUGGGCAGCUCUGCCCCCGGCUCCUGGGAGAAGCUUUUCCUGUACAAGGCCCUUGGGACAGUGCUGGCAGCUUGUCAGGAUCUCAGACACGUCCAAGGGCAGGUGCUGAGGUUCCUGCAGGAGACAAACCCUGUGCAGCUGUCUGAAGCCCAGGGAAUGAUUUCUGUUGUGUCCCACACGGCUGAGAGCCACUUCCAUCUGGUCUUGGACACGGUGAACAUGUUCUCCACCGCUUUCACCAGAGGCUGGUUUUAUCAGACUUCCAUGGGCUGGAAGGUCCAGCAGUGGCAGAAGAUGGAGAGCGCCCAGGCCAUUCGUGCUGCUCUGAUGCGCACCUACAGCGGCAUUGCGCUGCGUGCCCCCAAGGAGCAGCUGCUCACCCGCGUGGAUAAAGAAAUCGUGGGCAACAUCCUGCGGCUCUCCAGAGCUAAACAGAGGGACUUGCAGCUCAAGCUCGCCCUGGUGCAGAGCAUCACCGAGGUCAGCUGUGCCAUCCAGGCUGUGGGCAACUGCGGCAGCUUUGAGCUGUCCUUAAAGCAGGAGGCAACGUGGACCUUGCUGGACUGGAUCAAGGGGGAGCCCUGGGACUCCCUGGUGUAUGGAGUGUUCCAGGCCCUGGAGGAGUUGAGCAAGCUGAGGCCACCUCUGAGGCGGGAGGAAAAUCACAAGCUGCUGGCAGUGUGCUGCCAGACUGUCUUGUCCUGUCCUUCCAAGGAGCGGAUGAAAAAGGGCAGGAAGACAGUGAGGGCAGCUGUGAACAUGCAGCUCCUGCACAGGAGAUAUGUGGAAGAUCUGGGC